Molecule: messenger RNA, 1023 nt
Organism: Mesorhabditis belari
Lineage: Eukaryota; Metazoa; Nematoda; Chromadorea; Rhabditida; Rhabditidae
Source: the annotation of a GenBank genome assembly
AUGAACGAAACCGGUGAACCCUCGUCUUCGUGUCGUCAUCCAGAGAUAAUCUCCGCCGGCGAGAUCAUGCACUUUGUGUCAAUCGCCGACCACGCGUUGCUCUUCUCAUCCAUUAUCUCGUCAAUCCUCCAAAUCUACGUCAUCCGAUCAGCUCUCUCACAUUUGCGGCGACGGGCCAGUGAUGAGUGUCUUCAUUUGUUUCUCCUUUCUAUGACGGCUGGUGAUCUUAUACUUACAGCGAUCUGCUAUCCGAUGGAAUACGUGCAACGAACGGAGUUGAUGGGAAUGGCGGCGCGGAUACCGAACAUUCUCAUGCAUUACCUCACCUGGGUCGGCCUUUCCGCGUCAUCGAUUUCACUCAUUUUACUCAACGUCGACAAAUUGCUUUACUUCAAGUACCCAUUGAGAUAUUCCUCGGUGAUGAAUCGAUCAAAAGGGAUCGCGAUUGUGCUCGUCGUUUGGAUUUCGUGUUUCGCGUUUGUUUUGGUCGCCUGGUUGACGGAGAGUUUCAAAUGCGGGGAUGCGGAGUGUUUCUAUUUGGAUCUCUUCGAGGGGAACGCCGCGAUUUAUGUCGUUUUUUCGAUCUCGGUGUGCAUUCUUCCCACUUUGACAAGUUUCUGUGUGGCGAUGUACAUCUUGAGGAUUGUCACAAUGCACAAGAAGCAGCUGGCUGAAGAGCAAACCCUUUGCGGAAAUCCCUCUCACGUCCAUCAAACGUUCGCCUCUCGAAUCCGAACAUUUUACUUCAUCUUCAUGACGACGAUUUUCACAGCAUGCACUCUAUUACCAUUGAGGAUUAUUAACCUAAAACGAACGCUCGCUCCACCGAACAAAUCCGAGAUCGAGUGCUGGUCGAUUUUAAGUCGAUGGUUGAUGCUGUAUCUUGUGCAAUUGAAUGCGAUCAUCAAUCCACUUCUAACAGUCACCGUAUUGCCCCAGUAUCGAGCUCGCAUCUGCCGGAAGCUUUUCGGGCUCAGCGACGGCUCCGAAGCCCACACCAAAGCUGUCAACGCCACACAACUA